Leptosomus discolor (cuckoo roller) is the source of this 2034-nucleotide messenger RNA. The record is from RefSeq and is a predicted model, not a curated record. Lineage: Eukaryota; Metazoa; Chordata; Aves; Leptosomiformes; Leptosomidae.
GAAGAUGUCUCUAUGUAAUCCUGCUGAUGGCCCUGUACUGGUGCACAGAGGCGCUGCCCUUGGCCGUGACAGCUCUGCUACCCAUUGUCCUCUUUCAGGGGAUCCUUCCAUCUAACAAAGUUUGCCCACAAUAUUUUUUAGACACCAAUUUCCUCUUCCUUAGUGGUUUAAUCAUGGCCUCAGCCAUUGAGGAGUGGAAUUUACACCGCAGGAUAGCACUCCGGGUCCUCAUGUUGGUGGGAGUCCAGCCAGCCAGACUAAUUUUAGGGAUGAUGUUGACAACGUCUUUCCUGUCCAUGUGGUUAAGUAAUACUGCCUCCACUGCUAUGAUGCUUCCAAUUGCAAACGCAAUUUUAAAAAGCCUGUUUGGGGAGAAAGACACAUCUAAGGAUAUGAACAGGGAAAAUGAAGAAAACCAAGCAUCUUUACAGCAGAAUAAACUUUACACUGUACCAACUGAGAUGCAGUUUCUGGCAAGUACUGAGGACAAAGAUCUGACGGAGGAGAAGGAGGUUGCCAGCGAUACUCUCUCAGACUUAAAGAAGGAGGAGGAAUACAAGACAAAUAUAUGGAAAGGUUUCCUCAUCUCAAUCCCAUACGCGGCCAGCAUUGGAGGUACAGCAACACUGACAGGAACUGCACCAAACCUCAUCCUUCUGGGACAGCUGAAGAGUUAUUUUCCAGAAUGUGAUGUGGUGAACUUUGGUUCUUGGUUUAUGUUUGCAUUUCCUUUAAUGCUGAUUUUUCUUCUCCUGGGAUGGCUAUGGAUUUCCAUCCUGUAUGGAGGAAUUAAUCUGAGGGGCUGGAGAAAAAGAAAGUCAAAUAUAAGAGUGGAUGCAGAAGCCCGAGCCAGAGAAGUGAUAAAGGAGGACUAUCAGAAACUGGGUCCAACAAAGUUCGCAGAACAGGCAAUUUUCUUCUUCUUCUGUGUGUUUGCGAUCAUGCUUUUCUCCAGGGAUCCCAAAUUCAUCCCAGGUUGGGCAAGCUUGUUUGCACCAGGGUUCAUCUCGGAUGCAGUUACAGGAAUCACCAUUGUGAUUAUACUGUUCUUCUUCCCUUCACAAAAACCUUCCUUCAGGUGGUGGUUUGACCUGAAAGCACCAAACACCGAGACGCAGCCCUUGCUGACUUGGAAGAAGGCCCAAGAGACAGUGCCCUGGAACAUCAUCUUGCUGCUUGGAGGAGGCUUUGCCAUGGCAAAGGGCUGCGAGGAGUCUGGUUUGUCUGUCUGGAUAGGAAGCCGUCUGCAUCCCUUGGAGGGCGUACCACCGCCCGUGGCUGUGAUCCUCAUCACGAUUGUCAUCGCCUUAUUCACGGAGUUUGCCAGCAACACAGCCACUAUUAUCAUCUUUCUACCUGUCUUGGCAGAGCUGGCCAUUCGUCUGAAAGUAAAUCCCCUCUAUUUAAUGAUACCAGGAACAAUAGGAUGCUCCUACGCAUUCAUGCUGCCAGUCUCAACACCUCCUAACUCAAUCGCGUUUUCUUCUGGACACUUGAUGGUCAAGGAUAUGGCAAGAACUGGGUUGCUCAUGAAUCUUAUGGGAGUUCUGCUUCUUAGCUUGGCUAUGAACACAUGGGCCAAGAGCAUCUUCCAGCUGGGGACCUUCCCUGCAUGGGCCAACAUCCAUGCAGAAAAUGCCACCUCACACUUGACAGCUGUAGAAAAUGUCACUUUAAGUGCACUAAAUAAAAUAUGAACAAGCCACCCCUGGGGAAGGACUCACUCACUUAGGACUUGGGCACUGGAAUCGUCAGAGUAUGCACAGGAGGAAAGGCAUGUGGCUGCUCACACUGUGUGGGACCCUCUGGUUUAAUUUUGGUUUUAGAGAUACUGGUCAGUGUCACAACAUCCAUUUGUUAUUUUCUCUGAAGAUCUUUCCCCACCUUCCACAGGUACCAGUCAGACUCUCCCAGAGUCCAUCUGUCACAGGUGGUUGUUAAAUGGACAACCCUGUAAGGAUCAAGCAUCUUUGGGUAGAUGCUUCUCACCCCAUGAAAGCUAAUGAGCUUUGCUGCUCUACCUUCUGAUACACU